AUGUUGGAGAAAGGUACAUUUAGCAAGAGAAAUUCCCUUAAUUAAGGCAAAAGAUAUAAUACCUUAUUUGAGUUAAAAAAUUAAAUUAGACGAUUUCAAAGACGAAAUCUGUGAAACUUUGGAGGAAUAUUAUGUAGAAAAAUAGUAAAAUAAAUUUGAAGGAUUCAUCAAAUAAAAUGAAAUUUAAAAAAACUAUUGCUGCAAAUUAGUAAUAAUAACAUUUUGUACCCUACAAAACUAAAAUGUGAAAAUUGCUUUAGAAAACUGUUCCAAGAGGGUUAUAUUGUUUUUGAGUGUUCACAUGGUUUUCUUAGGGAAUGCAUUUUUCAAUAUAUUAAAAGUAAUCAAACUGUAUUAGAUUAAAAGGCAUAUCGAAGUAUGCUCUAUUUAGAUAAUAAUUAAAUGAUAUUGAAAACCUGUAAAUACAAACAAACUAAAGUAAGCCUGAUAAAUCGAUUUUUGGAUUCUUUACUGCUUCGAAUUAAAUUACUUUAAACAAUUAAAGAAACGCUAGAAUUAAGUUAUGAAAGUAAUAUCAAUCAGAAUUUAAUGAUAUUUUAUAUAAGGGUUGUCGUGCGUGUGUGGCGAUUGUAUAUUUGAUUAAAUUCUAUUACCAUUAGAUAAUAAUGAGUUUACUGAGGAGACUUGGUUUAUUUGAGAAUUUUUUUAAAUUGAAUAUUUUAAUGAAAUUAUUUAUGGCUUUUUGUCAAGGGAAAUCCAUUCUUCUAAAGGAUAAAUAAAAGUUGACAAAAUACAUCGAUCUUUGUCUAAAGACACCUGUUAAUUAUAAGGGUAUUCAACAAUCUAUUGGGUAUCACCAAAUCAUGGUGGCACAAUUCAAUUCUAAGGAGUUUAAUAAAGGAUUAUUCCCUUAAUUUAUCAAUUUAAUCGGAAGAGAUUUUAAAGAAUUAGACCCAUACGAGUUUAACUAUUUUAUACAAGCUCUUAGUUGCUAUGUAGAAAGUGCUAUAAAUCAAAAUGUGUAUGAUAAAAAAAUCUUUGAAAGUGUAAUAGACUCUAUAAGUUUGAAUGCAACUUAUGAUUAAAAAUGCUUAUUUUUCAUAACUAUAUUUUGGUAUAUUGGGUUUUACAGGGUCAUACCUUUAAGCAGACAAUCAGUCGAUAAAUUCUAAGCUGAGUUGUUCGAAUAGGUACCCUAAACAGCGGAAGAACGUCUUUGGAGAGUGUUUUUAGAGUUGCAUCUAUUAUAAGGGAGGAGAAACUUAGAAGGGCAAAGUGAAGCAAUUUAAAUGGAAGAACGUAAAAUAAUGAAUAAGUUUAUUAAUCAAAUUGAAGAAAUUGAUAUUAAUUUACCAAAAUUAAAAAACAUUAUGAGUAGAUUCAUGUUGUUAAAAUAUUAUCCAGUUUUAAAGUACUUUUAUGUAAUAUUCGAAGUAUAUUAUUUAGGCAUAAUCUUAUGAUAAUAGGGUUCACAAAUUGUUAUUUUCUAUUUAUUAAAACUGCCACAAUUACAUUUAGAAAAAUCUAUCAUCUUUAAAUUCAUUUGGAUUUCAUAUAUAUAUUGAUUUAUUCUCAAAAACUAAGGACAUGUUUUAAUCUGCAAAGUGGGAUCUCCUAUUGAAUGAAAUAAACUCUAGAAAUUUGAACGAAAUGCCAACAUUUGAUAUAAUAGCUUUAACAUUUGUUAUAAUAAAAAAUGAAAAAAUGACACCUUAAUUAGGCAAUCGAAUCAUUUAGUAAAUUAUAUUUUAAAUUAGAUAUUUAUAUGAGAAUAUGGAUUCUAUAAAUUCUUACAAUUACGCCGAGGUGUUUCAGAUCCUUCAUGAAGUAGAUAGUAAUAUAAAAGAUUAAUUUGUGACUAAACUACAAUUAAAAGUAGUACCAAAAGAUUUGCCAUUAAACCAUAUAUCUUUGAUUCUUUUUGUGCUUAAAAGACUUCAUAGAAUAGAUCAAAAUAUAUUGGAGAAGUAUUUGGCAGGAAUCGGAACCAGAAUUAAGGAGAUAGACAAUUAAAUUGGUUUUGAAAUUUUAUCUGCUAUCAAUUCUGUGGGUCAGUAAAAUCCCCUGAUAUUUGCUUAGAUUCAAAAGCUUAAAUUAAAUGAAGAGAAGGAUUAAUCAUUACUAAUAGAGAUCUUAAAGUAUUUAUAACUGCAUGAUCCAUCAAAUGGGACAUCAACUAAAAUACAGGAGGGAAUUGUAAGACUUUUGGAUAAAGAAUUUAAUUUAAAAUUAAUUUGUUCGAUUCUUGAAAUUCUAAUGAAAAUUAAUCGAACCACUAAAAAAUCAAUCACAUUAAUUCCUGAACUUAAAAAAUAUAUAAAAAGAGGAAUAGAUGAAAUUAAAAGUUUGAAACUUUAUAACGACAAUGAUUACGAUGAGGUAAUCCUGAUUUUGAGAAUUUAGUAUCAUAUUGAUAUAUGA
This is a messenger RNA of Paramecium octaurelia, 2382 nucleotides long. The record is from the annotation of a GenBank genome assembly. Lineage: Eukaryota; Ciliophora; Oligohymenophorea; Peniculida; Parameciidae.